This is a messenger RNA of Morus notabilis, 2239 nucleotides long. RefSeq lists its product as uncharacterized. Bases 732 to 1973 code for a protein of 413 amino acids. Lineage: Eukaryota; Viridiplantae; Streptophyta; Magnoliopsida; Rosales; Moraceae. The record is from RefSeq and is a predicted model, not a curated record. The transcript has 15 exons.
UCAAAGUAAAACUACAUAAAGGAGUCUAUUCUAUGUGAAGAUCCCAAAGUCCACCUCAAUCAACAUAGCCGACUAUAUGGUAUUCACUAUUCAAUUCAAAUAAAUACAUAGAUUAUAUAGAACUCCAAAUUAUUCCCAUUUACAUUUAGUAGCAAUUAUUUUUUUUUUUUUGUUUUGCAAAUUUUGCGGAAACACCCAUUUAUAUAUUUCCCUCCACCAAAGCUCUCAAAUCUGUAGUAUAUCAUCAUCACACAGAGAAAAGAUCUUUCCUUUAUUGCUCCAAAAUUUCCCCAAACGAAUCAAAUAAUACAGACGCGAAUCUGGGAAUCGUUUUUCUUUUGCCGUGGUGAAAUUCCUCGUUUCCACUUUUGUCGAUUUUUUUUUUCCGGGAUUUUUCACGCGCGAAUCGGAAGAAACGAGAAAAAAGCGAUCACGAAGUUCUUCAAUUGGUUUGGAGCUCGGAUUUUCCAUUUAUCAGGGAAAGUGUGAUUUUUCUCGUGAUUCGGAGCUUCACAAACGGCGUUGAUUGCACCAGAUCUUGCUCCGGCUAUUCGGGAAUUCUUUUCCCCUUUUCUCAAUUGUUUCAGGUGCUUUGUUACGUCCCUGAGGCUCACAAUCUCAUUUAAAGAGAAUUCGCAACUUCAAACCUGUCGAGUAGUGCAGAUGAGUUAUAUUUUUCUGCACUAAGGGCGAUAAUUUGGUGAACAUACACUCAGGAGUUUGUAAAUAUCAUGGGAAUCCUUUCACGCGGGUUUAAAUCUUCCGAUGGCCUAUUUCUUCCAGUAAGUAGAAAACCAAACGAGAGUAUGAGGCUUAUUGUAACAACUUUUCUUGGAGUAGUUUUGGGAUUCUUCAUAGGUGUCUCAUUCCCAACGUUGUCAUUAACGAAGCUGAAUAUUACAUCUAGCCUUCUUCUCCCUCCCACUGAUCUCACAUACAUAGAGGACAAGAAAUCAAGCUUCUCCACGCCAAUAGAUGCUUGGUCUUCUAAAAGUAGUAAUCCUAGCAGCUCAAAUCAAGAUCAACAUUUGAAUGAUACAUCAAAGAUUUGGGCCACAUCAAAUCCUAAAGGUGCAGAAAGAUUACCGCCGGGAAUUGUUGAAGCUAUGUCAGAUUUCUAUCCAAGACGAUUGUGGGGUAAGCCUAGUGAGGAUUUAACAAGUACGCCAAAGUACCUCGUCACCUUCACUGUUGGUUAUGAUCAGAGAAAUAACAUUGACGCAUGCGUGAAAAAGUUUUCAGAGAACUUCACCAUCCUUUUAUUUCACUAUGAUGACCGAACAACUGAAUGGGAUGAGUUUGAGUGGUCAAAGCGAGCUAUUCAUGUGAGUGUUCGCAAGCAGACCAAAUGGUGGUAUGCUAAGCGAUUUUUGCAUCCUGACAUUGUUGCUCCUUAUGAUUACAUAUUUAUUUGGGAUGAAGACCUUGGAGUCGAGCAUUUCAAUGCAGAAGAGUACAUAAAACUAGUUAGAAAGCAUGGUUUGGAGAUUUCGCAGCCGGGUUUAGAGCCUAACAAAGGGUUAACAUGGCAGAUGACCAAGAGAAGAGGUGACCGUGAAGUACACAAGGAAACGAAGGAGAGACCUGGCUGGUGUACCGAUCCACAUCUGCCUCCCUGUGCAGCGUUCGUUGAGAUCAUGGCUCCGGUGUUUUCCCGAGAUGCAUGGCGCUGUGUGUGGCAUAUGAUUCAGAAUGACUUGGUCCAUGGAUGGGGUCUUGACUUUGCCCUUAGAAAGUGUGUAGAGCAGCCUGCCCAUGAGAAAAUAGGAGUUGUAGACUCUCAGUGGAUUGUUCACCAAACUGUCCCCUCGCUUGGGAAACAGGGUGAAUCACACAAUGGAAAGGCCCCAUGGCAAGGAGUGAGAGAAAGGUGCAGAAAAGAGUGGACGAUGUUCCAAACUCGUUUUGCAAAUGCAGAAAAAGCAUACUUCCAGCAACAGGGGAUAGACCCUUCAAAUUCUACAGCUCAUUAGGGAACGACAACAGAAAUAACAGGAGUGGUACUGUACACAAUCAUCACCACCAUAAUCUUUUUAGCGCUUUUUUUUACAUAAAUUUUGUAGAAUUCAUUAUUUAUUUAUUUUAUAUAAUAAUUUUAGACCUUUAACUUUAAAAAAAAAAAAAACACUUCAGAAAGUGCCUGGACUGAAUGCAACAUUCAUUCUCAUCACAAUGACCGCUACCAUUUUUGCCACUGGCUAGCAGAUAUAAUUAAAAACCAACUUCCCUUCGACGUUCA